AUGGCGGUGGGAGCGGCCUCGCCGGCGGUAGGGCACGCCGCGGCCGGGGCCGGGGGCGAGGCAGCGCCAGCGGAAGGGGUGCCGGGAAUCGGGGUUGAGGCGAAGGGGAAGGGGAAGGCGGUGCUAGUGGAGGGAGGCCGCCGGCAGUCGCCGUCGAAGGGGAUGGGGCGGAGGAGGAAGAGGACGAGGAAGACGAGAAGGAGGUGCAUGCGGAUGCGGAGGAGGGGGAAUGAGGAUGAGGGGGAGAAGUGGCUGGGGCAAUACUCCUCCACGCAGAGCAUACUGCUCGUUGGCGACGGCAACUUCUCCUUUUCCCUGGCGCUGGCCACCGCGUUCGGCUCCGGCGCCAACCUCGUCGCCACGUCGCUUGACACCUACGAGGCUCUGAGGAAGAAGUACUCCGGUGCAGACUCUAAUAUAAUGAAUCUGAAAAGAUUGGGGGCCACUGUUUUUCAUGGCAUUGACGUGAAAACAAUGAAGUUUCACACUGACCUGAAAAAUAGACGGUUUGAUCGUAUUGUCUAUAACUUCCCUCAUGCUGGCUUCAAAGGAAAAGAGUAUGAGGCGCACAUGAUCAACUUGCACAAGAAGCUGGUGAAGGGAUAUUUCGACAAUGCACGACACCUGCUUCGGCCUUGUGGUGAAAUCCAUGUUAGUCACAAGACAGGAGGAUCAUAUGACAAAUGGGAUCUUGAGUGCAUCGCCGCCAAGUUUUCUCUUAUUUUGGUUGAGAAAGUUGGUUUCCGAAAAGCAGACUAUCCCGGUUAUGACCAAAAGAGAGGAGAUGGUCCAAUGUGUAACAAAUCUUUCCCACUAGGUACCUGUUCCACAUUCAAGUUCAAAAUUCGAGAUUUGAAGAAGCGGAAGGGACAGAAUUGGAAAAGGACUGGAUUGGUCUUAUCCCUUGGAGGCAGCACAAGGCCAUCUCUGAAUGCUUUGGGCGCUCCAGGUGGUAUUCCUCCACCGAUGGGCGGAAUCACAAGCACCACUCUCCUCACUCCUCAGGGGCAUCCAUGGUAUGAACAGAGAAUCAUUGCCGAACCGCUAGGAGGAACAACUGACUACUUCUUUUCCCAGGAAUACCAAGGGAGUCUGUGGAGGGAGUAUGCAAUGUUGAGGCAAGUGAUGCCUGGAGCAACCAGCUGGAACUAUUCUGCCUUCUUGGAAAAUCGCUACAGGGAGUCUGUUCAGAAACAGGAGCGGUUGCGCAGGUUGAUCGCAUACAGUUGUCAGUGA
Messenger RNA from Panicum hallii, 1236 nucleotides. Its product is annotated as heavy metal-associated isoprenylated plant protein 41-like. The record is from RefSeq and is a predicted model, not a curated record. The transcript has 3 exons. Gene Ontology annotation, cellular component: cytoplasm. Gene Ontology annotation, biological process: rRNA base methylation. Gene Ontology annotation, molecular function: rRNA (uridine-N3-)-methyltransferase activity. Bases 1 to 1236 code for a protein of 411 amino acids. Lineage: Eukaryota; Viridiplantae; Streptophyta; Magnoliopsida; Poales; Poaceae.